CGGAAAAGCAAAAACACGGUACGAAAAGCAAAACGGGCUGCAAAAUUUCCCAUUGUAGCAUGUGCCUGUCUCCAUUGGGUGCCAAACGCUCCCUCUUUGGGGCUAUGGUACAACUACUGCCAGCAACGCACACAGCACGGUGGUAGCAGUCUUCCGAGUACCGGCGCUGCGCUGUACCGCCUGCAACUACACAGCAACAAAGGGCCAGCUUCCUGUGUUCUAGGCUGGAGCCCAUGCAUGCAUGCAUGCACUUUGGCUGCUGUUGACAGCUGAGGUGAGCCCCAUAACAAAGAACAACACACCACCACCACUAACACCAGAACUAGCAGGGACUUGCUAUCACACAGAUAGACCCAUGUCUUGCGCUGCAUGCAUGGGUAUUCCCUGACCUGUGCCGCUUGUUGCUUAUCCUUAUCUUGGAGAGACACUUGGAAAAAAAAUUUCCUUUUAGCAGCCUCACGAUGGUCCCCAACCCCUGCAUAGCACAGCCCAUAGUGUUCACAUAGCUCUGACUAUGCAAGCCAGCACCAGCAACUAGCCACAGCGGCCGUAGCUCUGCAACACGUUGGCAGGACGGCGGCUUUUUGUGGUUCGUGGGAGGUUGGAAUAUUUGGUGAUGAGAAUAGUAGUAGUGGUGGUGAUGAUGCCAGCCAUACCUCGUAACUCCUGUAUGGCGUCAUUGUCUAGACGCAUCUACGACGUGUAUGCUGCGCAGCGCAAGCAAAGCUGGCUGAGCGCUUUUUACUUUUGCAUCCUUCCGCUGCGUGCUGUUUAUUGCGCGCGUCCAAUGGCAUUGUGUUAUGGAGCAUCAUGCGUGUACAGUUGAGCUGACUAUAUUGUACGAGGCAGACUGGCCACCCACCAACAUAUACUCUACGGCACACACAUACACAACACUGCUGCUGGAGUUUCUCUCCGUUGCCGAAGCUGCCGCCAGGACGGCCUAUGGACGCGACGGACCAGGACCACGGUGCAGUGCUAGGUUAGGAUUUACCAGGGACAAGAUGCUGCGUUGCGUUGGAUGCGACAUUGGGCUACGAUUGCCAGCGGUUGCAUCGCCCAUCAGCCAUCCGGGUGGCACGGCAUCGUUGCUAAUUACAGCAGCGGCACCGGCACCAGCAACAGCGAGGCCACGAUUGCGCGAUUAUUCGCGUUGGAGUGGAUGUUGGCCACAAAUGGCAGCAAAGCAGGAGCAGCGGUGUUAGCAGCAGUAACAAGAGCAACAGCGUAGCCUUUGUCGUUGCUGAGGAUCAUGUCGUCAGCGCGCCCACUGUAGUUUUUACUUUGCGUCGCCCACUAUGUGUAGCCUGGCGGCUCACAGCCUGGUGUGCUGGCUGAAGAAGCCUCGUGUUUUGAGAAGGAGGCAAGUCCUAUAACAUAGCCUUGUUCAAAACCUUAAUUUAUGUCUAAAAAUAUUCCACAUAUUGACAAGACAGAGCUAUUAGAAACAAUAAACAAGAAGCAAAAAAACACCACCACUUGCUCCUCUCUUCGCGCCAUCCAUCUUGUAUCAAUUAAGCAUCUUGCUCAUACCGCCUCUCCGCACCCGCGCGCCUUGUGCCUGGAAGCCAGCCAGCGAACCGAAAAGCCCGCGGCGACAGCGGCCGCAAUUCAUCUCUCACCUCCCAUCCGCUCCGAAGCCACCCAACUUUCUGGUGCUGAGGUGAAGGGGGCUGCUGUUUGUGUUUCGGCUUGCCCCUGCUCCGCCCGCCCAAUGGACCAGCCUAGACCACACGCUCACGGCAGCCCGGCACGCCUAACGCCUCUUCCCAAAACACUGACAGCUGAGCCUUCUAGUGCCCUACAGCAGCCCCUAAGCUCGGCUGCCAGCGCCCAAGCAGCCCGCUAGAAGCAUAGCACCGAGAGAAUGCGUGCGGGCGGGCGCUGUCUGAGUCUGAGCCACACUGACAGCCCGCCCCCCCGCCGCCCGCCUGUCAGCAGAGACAAGCGCUAACAGUCCAGAAGCACCGCCGACCGGUCUUUUGCCCUUUCUUUGCGCCGGCGUUUUCAGCUAGCGCCCGGGCUGUGCAGAAAACGGAUUAAUCAAACACUACUGAGUGAGUUCUGCAGCAGCCGCCCGCAUUCACUAAUGUAAUGACUAUGCGGAAUAGCUCAAUCACACAAUCUGGUUGUGUCCUCUUGUAAUCUAACCUAGGCGCCUAGCACUGCCCCCCUACCUGGCGCUACCGGCUGUCACGCUGCGUGGUAACACUGCGCUACCGAAGCCCAUAGCACCCGUCAAGUUACAAUGGUUGGCUCGCUCUUUAUGGGGUUGUGCAUUUUUUUGCCCUGCCCCCUUUUGCUACAGCGCCUGCGCCGGUCUGGAACAAUGCCGCUUAUCUGGCCAUUGCGUGCACCGGCAGCCCUGCCUCCCGCUCAUAGUCUUCUUUUUCUAAUGCCUCGUCCAUGUUCUGUAGUAACGUGAAAGAAUACAACUCUAAGGAUAAGAAAUACCUUAUAAACUGACAUCCGGCCCGCCUAUUUUCUUCGUGGCAGUUUUUUUUUUUUUUGCCCGCUGCAAGCACGCACCGUACAUUCAGCCGGCACUCACUGUUUCUGUCCAUCUUGCACUAAGAUCGUGACGGAUCCCCCCCUUCGAUCGACCCAUCCACGCCUGUCACACGCCUAGACCCUUGUGUUUUAAUUGGGCUUUUUCUGGCUUGCAUUAGUCCCCCCAGCUUCCGCUCUGCUAAAACAUCCACCACCGCCCGCCCGCUAAAAAUCGACCCUUUGCCCUCCUUCUGCCUUUGAGCGCGUCUUUGUUUUUCUUCAUCUUUCUCUUUUUUGUUUUACAUCUAACCUUUUACAUAUUAUUUUUUGCUCUUCUUCCUGUCUGUUUCAUAAUAAACACAGCACGCAAUGGAAGAGGCACAGGAAAAGAUCGCCAGAGGUAGCGGCGGCAUCGUCCACAAGUUCAAGAAGUUCAUCUUGAUCGCCGUCGGUGUCGUUGUGAUCCUCGCCAUCGCCUUGGGUGUCGGCCUGGGCAUCGGCCUCAAGAAGCUUCACGAGCACGAUGAUGACGGUGGCAGCGACGACAACAACAACACAGGAGGCAACUACCCCUUUACCAACACAUCCGCCCUCUGGCAGCCCAAGGUCGCUUCCAAGUGGCAGAUUAUCCUCCGCAAGCCCGUCGACCCUACUGCUAAGCUGACUCCUGUUGAUGCCAAGAUCUGGGAUAUUGACCUGUUUGACAACUCUGCCGAUGUCUUCAAACUGCUCAAGUCCAACAACAUCAACGUCAUCUGCUACUUUAGCGCCGGCACCUACGAGGACUGGCGCUCUGAUGCCAAGCAGUUCCAAAAGUCUGAUAUCGGCUCCCCGCUUGGUGACUGGCCCGGCGAGUCCUGGCUCAAGACUUCUUCCCCCAAUGUCCGCAAGAUCAUGGCUGCCCGUAUCAAGCUCGCUGCCGACAAGGGCUGUUCUGCUAUUGACCCCGACAACAUGGACGGCUACGACAACGACAACGGUCUCGGCCUGACCCAGGCCGACACAAUCGACUACGCUCACUGGCUUGCUGCCGAGGCCUCCAAGUACAACAUGGCUACUGGUCUCAAGAAUGCUGCCGCCGUCAUCCCCAAGGUCAUCGACCAUAUCCAGUUCUCCGUCAACGAGCAGUGUGUCGAGCAAAACGAGUGUGACUCUUACCGUCCCUUUAUCGAUGCCGGCAAGCCCGUCUUCAACAUUGAGUACCCCAAGUCUGCUGGCGACGGUAUCCAGCAAAACACCAUCAACAACAUUUGCACAAACGUCCAAAAGGGCAAGGCUCAGCCUGGCCCCAUCCAGGGCUUCAGCCAGAUUAUCAAGAAGAUGGCUCUCGACGGCUGGACCCAGUACUGCACUGGCAGCUACUUCUCCACUGCCGUCAUUAACAACUAAAAUGACCCAAGGUGGAUUGGUCUCGUCGGAUACUGCUUCUACUGUAUGACAUGUAUAAAACGUAAUGGAUAGCGAGAAAUAAAUUUAGAGUUAGAGCGAGCGAGUAGCAUAUUUUACCAGUUUAAUAGACCAAAAAUGUAUACCCUAUAUGUGGCAGACUAUGAGUGGCGUACAAAGAAAGAAAAGGUGCACUCUAAUAUAUACUAUGUUAUCUACGAUUACAACGAUUGAUGGAGGCUGUGAUAGGCGCGGCGAAGUUACAGUGGGCUAUACAAAGUGUAGCCGCCUAUAGUGGC
[Torrubiella] hemipterigena is the source of this 4175-nucleotide messenger RNA. NCBI's taxonomy places the organism in Eukaryota, Fungi, Ascomycota, Sordariomycetes, Hypocreales, Clavicipitaceae. The record is from the annotation of a GenBank genome assembly.